UCAGUGCCAUCUAUAAUAUUUCUUCUCUAAUAAUUAUAAGGGCACAUCUCUCUCUCUUUGCUUUAAUCCACUUAUGUUUUCAAUGCGUAAUUAAGAAUUACACAAGAGUGCUUCUUCACAGGCUGCAUGUAUUAUUUUCACUUUCACUAUAGGGUACUGGGCCACAGAGAUGUCACAGAAAUACAACUACAACCAGGGGAGUUUCCGUUUCAUUGGAGGUGGAGUAUGACGAAGGGAUUAGUCUGCGGGGUGUUCACUUUUUAAAAAAGGAAUUCAAGUCAAGGUGUUGAAUUCUGUACAGUAGAAGUAGAUAAAUGUUAGAUGCCUUAAUUUGGCUUUGGACAUUCUCAUUAUUUCUAACAGCUUGAACAAAGUCUUCUACAAACAUGAAGUUGCCAGAAUUAAAGGACGCAGCCAGUCGCUUCAGAUUCACACAAUCUUGUGUGGCACUGAGUGGUUGCAUGUUUGUGUCUUAUGCUGUUUGGACACCAUUCUGGUUAAGAGAUAAAGGACUCUGGACUGAGUGGAACAACACAAAAAUUGACCGUGAAAGAGAUGGUUUGAUCUUCAAUGCGCUGGAAGCUGAGAGAGUGUUUGGGGUUCUUGCCUUCCUAUUGGCUUUGAGCACAGGAGCGCUCUCGAUGGUCUUUGCCCUCUGCUGGACAUCAGAGACGGUGCGCUCCUACUCGAACACUCGCUCUCUACUCAUGGCAGGGCAGGCGCUCUACCCUACGACCUUGCUCCUCCUUACCAUGGUAUCAACCGGUUUUUUUUUCUUACUCUGUUGGUCCAUUUUCACCUAUCAGCACUCUGAAGAAAUUUCCCUGGACUUCUCCCUGCUAGGCUCCUCUUAUUGGUUGGGGGCCUUAGGCUGGAUCUUGCUGUUGGUUGUGGAAAUUAUCAUCUUCAUAGUUGAGCAAGCUAUUGUUCCAGACAUCCUAGAAGACCUGGAGAAGGCAGUAGACUCAUGGAGAGUCACUGCCCGGUCAAAUCGUACAUUUAGUGAUGGUUGUGCUCAUCUUGCGUUUGGUAAGAGUAAACUAGCUCCAAAGAGGUACAUGUCAGUACCUUAAAUGAGUCACUACAUUUGUAUAGUAUAACGUAUUUUUCGGACUAUAAGUCGCAGUUUUUUUCAUAGUUUGGCUGGGGGUGCGACCUAUACUCUGGAGCGACAUAUGUGUGAAAUUAUUAAGACAUUAUUAAAUCAUUAUCAUGUUAUUUUGGUGUUUUGGAGUGACAGUGAUGGUAUGCUAAAGUUAUCUGAAGUAUUAAUAGCUAUGUUGCGUUAACAUAACUGCCACGUUCGCAUUUCGUUGUUCAUGCAUCAUGUAACAUUGUCAUACUGUAUGUUAUGUCUCGAAAGUCAUGUUAGUGUUUUUUUGUUUUGUUGGUGCAGAAUUUCCUGCUUUUAUUUUGGUAAUGGCAUUCCGCCUGGUUCCCAACUCUACUUCCUGCUCUUCCCAAUCAGGCUGAUCAUUUCCCCCUGUCAUCCAUUGUGUAUAUAGUCUGCACCUAACCUUUCCUCGUGUCAGUUCGUCUUGUAUCCUGCCAUAUUCCAUGUUACCAGCUCAUGUAAGCCUUUUCUUGACAUGACGCAUUUGGGUCCUUAGUGAAUCCUUGUCAUUGUACACUUAUUCAGCAUGUUGUUCUCUAAUGUAUUUUUAUUUUAAACUGCCUUUCAAGAUGACAUAUCUGUUCUAUGUGUUGGAUUUUAUCAAGUAAAUUUCCAUCCAAAAUGCAACUUAUACUCCAGUGCGACUUAUAUGUUUUAUUCCUCUUCGUUGGGCAUUUUAUGGCUGGUGCGACUUAUAUUCAGGUGCGACUUAUAUUCAGGUGCGACUUAUAGUCCGAAAAAUACGGUAACAUAGAACAUGAUUGUGAUAGUUUUAGAUCAAAAUGCAUGGACUCAAUGAAGAAAGCAGUGCUAUGAAGUGCAAGAGGAAAAGAAUAUUGGAGCAUCGUGCAAAGAGAUGGUUGCUUUAUCUUGUGUUUAUGAAAAAAAACAGAACACACACGAAGGGCUUUAUUUACUUAUGUUUUGGAUAUGCAAAAAUGGAUAGCAAACUUGAUUACUCACACAAGCAGACGUGGAAGCUACUAACCAUGAACACCCAGGAUUAUUACUGCCGUAUGCGUUAAAUUGCAGCACAGUUCAUUUUCUGUGUUAUGGGAGGAAUAUAUCUAAAUAAAUUUAUUCUGCACCAGCAAUUUGAUUUAUCAAACCUUCAAUAAAUUGCUGGAACCUAUAGGGCCUUAAGAGAAAACGUGGGCUCACUACCUGAGGGAGAAGCCAAAAGGUCAGAUUCUUUUAUUGGAUUAAUAUGCUUGUCACGGAUUGUCCAUAACAUCAAGUUGAAGCACAAGAGUGCAGAUAUGCACACUUGGUCCCAGUGUACUCUAGGAUGCAGUGUGAUGAUCAACUUUUUGGUCGUCUCAUGGGGCAUGAGGCUGCAUGUCUUGAAUGCUCGUGCGAAGAGGGUGCAGUUGUCAACUAAUCAUCUCCUAGUUUGACCCAAAGCGGGAUGAUUGUUGGCAAUAUUUGGGAUGUUUUCGCUGAAAAUAAUUCAAAUGGCUUAUCAAUGUGAUCAGGGUCUACUGUAAUGUCUUUAAGUAACGUCUUCAUUGAUUUUGCUUCAUGCUGUCCGCUGCCAACAUUUUUGGACUUAGUAAACAUGCCGGUCUUUCCUUGUCUCCCACUGUAUUAAAAGUGAAGCCAAACGCUACAUACGCUUUGUCAUAUUUCCUCGUCUUAGCUUUUGGGAAAAUAUGGCUGCGUUUCACUCGCGGUUUAAAUGUGCCCUCGCUCACUUGCCCUAGGCACUGCCCCUUAGAGGAAUCCAUUUCCCUAAACAGUGAAGUGAAUUUGGUGAGAUCGACCCUUAGAGCGCUUAGUGAUCAAGUCAACAACGAUGGUCACUCCAGAGCUUCCUAUAUCCCGCAAUGCAUUGCAGUGGUGCACGGAAAAUAUAUCCAUGCGGGGUGAUAAUGAAGCUCAAACACCGUUAGCUGCUGUAUAUAUACCACCAAAGAAGAAAAAAAUGAAUUAAGCUGCCAACAUGGUGUUUGAAUGUUAUACCAAACUUCCUCUCGAAUUGUAAAAUUCAUCAUUGUUGUUAAAAAAUAAAAAUGAAAAAAUUAGACACUGUGGCAGUUAUGGCAGAACGCAUGAAAUCACAGGAGUGCCUAAAUAAAUAAAUAAAUGAAUAAAAAGUAAAGUAACUUUUUUAUUGACUUCUCAUUUAAAAAAAAAAAAAAGGAAAAAACAAUGACAAUUUUUGUCAUUGAUGUUUCUAUUUCGCUUGCCUUUUCUAUUUCUUUUUCUAUUCUAUUUCAUAUCUGUCAAUGAAAUGGCCUUGGUAGGGACUGAAACUAAACUUAA
Molecule: messenger RNA, 3379 nt
Organism: Corythoichthys intestinalis (scribbled pipefish)
Lineage: Eukaryota; Metazoa; Chordata; Actinopteri; Syngnathiformes; Syngnathidae
Exons: 4
Coding region: 387-1073 (228 amino acids)
Source: RefSeq, a predicted model, not a curated record